Messenger RNA from Mauremys reevesii (Reeves's turtle), 5542 nucleotides. Its product is annotated as broad substrate specificity ATP-binding cassette transporter ABCG2-like. The record is from RefSeq and is a predicted model, not a curated record. The transcript has 16 exons. Gene Ontology annotation, cellular component: plasma membrane. Lineage: Eukaryota; Metazoa; Chordata; Testudines; Geoemydidae. Bases 280 to 2256 code for a protein of 658 amino acids. Gene Ontology annotation, molecular function: ATP hydrolysis activity; ABC-type transporter activity; ATP binding.
GGGGAGGUGACUGUCCUUUGCAAGGCUCUGUGGGGGAGGGGAAGGAGGGGUUUCCUGUAGAUUAGCCCUUGAUACUACAGAAAGCCUAGUGAGCCACUGGUGAGACUUCACCUUCCUUUGAGCUGCAUAAGAGGCUGGGAUCACUGCUGCACUUGCCACUCACCGCUCUUCCCCUGAUUCCAGCUGUGUCUCAGUACCUGUCUGUAUCACCCGUAAACUUCUUCACUGCCACUGCCUUCUGCACGGACCAAGAUCCACUGGAAGUGGAAUCCUACCAAAAUGACAGACAACCAGUCAGACAUCAGUAUUCAAAUGUCAAGUACAAAUGGCCUCCCCAGCAGAAAAGAGUCCUCUCAAGACCCAUCAGUCAGCAGAGGAACCACUGUGACCUUUCACAACAUCUGCUACAGAGUGGAGGUGAAGAGUGGCUUCAUAUGUUGCCGAAAAACGACCGAUAAAGAAAUUUUGAAAGAUAUCAAUGGGGUUAUGAGACCAGGACUGAAUGCAAUUCUGGGACCCACUGGAAGUGGCAAAUCUUCGCUAUUGGAUAUCUUAGCUGCAAGGAAAGAUCCUCAUGGGCUGUCUGGAGAUGUUUUGAUAAACGGAGCUCCUCAGCCUGCCAACUUUAAAUGUAUCUCUGGAUACGUGGUACAGGAUGAUGUGGUGAUGGGAACCCUAACAGUGAGAGAAAAUUUGCAGUUUUCAGCAGCACUCCGGCUACCCACAUCUGUGAAGGAACGGGAAAAGAAGGAACGAAUUGACCAGAUCAUCAAGGAACUGGGUUUGGCCAAAGUGGCAGAUUCCAAGGUUGGCACCCAGUUCAUUCGUGGGGUUUCUGGGGGAGAGAGAAAACGGACCAAUAUUGGAAUGGAACUCAUUACUGACCCCGCAGUCUUGUUCUUAGAUGAACCAACUACUGGAUUAGAUGCCAGCACUGCCAAUGCUGUCUUGCUGCUCCUGAAAAGGAUGUCGAAGCAGGGGAAAACAAUAAUAUUUUCCAUUCAUCAGCCCCGGUACUCCAUAUUCAGAUUGUUUGACAACCUGACAUUAUUGGCUGCAGGAAGAAUGCUGUACCAUGGCCCUGCUCAGAAUGCCAUUGAAUACUUCAAGUCUAUUGGUUAUGAAUGUGAGCCAUACAACAAUCCUGCUGAUUUUUUUCUGGAUGUCAUUAAUGGAGACUCAACUGCUGUGGUAUCAAGCAAGGCUGAUGUUGAUCUAGAUAACAUUGAAGAACACAUCAACCGUGAUAAGACUUUGGCAGAGAACUUAGCAGAGCACUAUUCCAGUUCCACCUACUACAGAGAAACAAAAGCAGUAUUACAGAACUUUUCUUUGGAGAAUAAAAAGAAAGUGAAGACAAUUUUCAGACAAAUUACGUAUACCACUUCCUUCUUUCAUCAGCUCAAGUGGGUGUCGAAACGCACAUUUAAAAACUUGAUAGGCAACCCUCAAGCCUCCGUAGCUCAGCUGUGUGUUACAAUUUUCCUGGGACUAGUUGUAGGUGCCAUUUUCUUUGGGAUAAAAGAUGAUCUUACCGGUGUGCAAAACAGAAUUGGAGCAAUGUUCUUCGUGACCACCAACCAGUGUUUCAGCAGCAUUUCAGCUAUUGAACUUUUUAUUGUGGAAAAAAAGAUAUUUAUACAUGAAUAUAUCAGUGGGUACUACAGAGUGUCUGCAUACUUCAUCUCAAAGCUAAUGGCUGAUCUAAUACCAAUGAGGACUUUACCAAGCAUCAUCUUCACCUGUAUAAUUUAUUUCAUGUUAGGUUUGAAGCCAAGAGCAGAUGCCUUCUUUAUAAUGAUGUUUACUGUUAUGAUGGUAUCCUACACGGCCACUGCUAUGGCUCUAGCGAUUGCAACAGGACAGAAUGUAGUGGCUGUAGCUAAUCUACUCAUGACCAUCUCGUUUGUUUUUAUGAUUAUUUUCUCUGGGUUGUUGGUAAAUCUUACAAGCAUCAUGUCUUGGCUUUCCUGGCUGCAGUAUUUCAGCAUCCCUCGAUAUGGCAUGACAGCUUUGCAAAUUAAUGAAUUUACUGAUCUGAAAUUUUGCUCUGGUAUCACUAAUACAAGUCAGACUGAUACGAACUGCACACAGGUUAGCCAACCGUAUUGUACCGGAGAAGAAUAUUUGAAAAACCAAGGCAUUGAGGCAACUUCCUGGGGCCUGUGGCAGAAUCAUGUGGCUCUUGCAUGCAUGACAUUAAUUUUCCUUACAAUUAGUUAUCUGAAACUGCGCUUCAUGAAAAAGUUAUCUUAAAACAAAAAAGUGUAAAUAAACUGUAAUUCACACUGUUUGGAUAGUUUUAUAAGUUAGAAAACUGACUUGAUUUUUUGUUAAUAGUACUCUUUUGUAUCUUAUCUCUUGCCUCAAAAUUUAACAAAGUUAACAAAAAUCUUCAGCAAUACUAAAUAUUCAUUGAAAUGCACUUUUUGGAAAUUUACAGUAUGCCUGAAUUUUCUUUAUGGUCAUGAAAUGUACAUAUGAGUAUUUUCUUUAUGGUCAUGAAAUGUACAUAUGAGUAUUCAUCUCUUCAUUAGACCAAUUGUAAAGGCAAUUUUUUACUACGUGCUAUUUGUUAAAAUAUAGAACAAUUAUGAAGUGGUAAUAAUUAAUGGCUCCAUCCACAAAGAAAAAGGUUCCAUGGUUGGACUUAUUUUCUUAAUUUUGCACAUCCAGAGUGAUACUCUGACCCCCCCAAAAAUAUCUAUUUUUAAGGUCCUGGAACACUAAUUUAAUAUUUUAAUCUCUCCUAUUUCCCUCCUCCACACACACUCCACCACAUUGUAGUCAUCAUAUUUGCCAUGGGCCAGAUUUUGCCUGGCCCUUAUAUGGUUGCAUAGUCGGUGGUGAGGUGGGGAAGGCUAAGAAGCUGCCAACCUUUGUGUAGUCUGCAUAAGAACUAGGAAGAAUUGUAGCCCCUGUGGUUAGUUGGGGCAUGCUGGGAGUGUCUUACUCCUUGGGGUGCAGUGCCACAAAAGGAGAAGCAGGCAGAAGGUGAGGUUAUGGCUUUGCCCCAUCUCUCACAUCUGCUCACUGGUCAGAUGUAAAAUCGGUUUGCAUGGCUUCGGUAAUGUGGAAAUAUUUAUUGCUGAAUACAAACCUUAACUAUCAUGCAUGGGAAAAUGUGCAUUAAAAUAUACAUGCCAAAUAUAAUGUAUGUUUUCUUUGCACAGUGUUUCAGUUAGGAACACAGAAAUUACCAUGCAGCAACAGACCAGUAAUCUACUUUGGUGUCCUAUCUCCACUGUGAGAUUUUUUUAAAGUAAUAAUUUUUUGGUUAUUUUUAUUUGUCUUCUGGUUUCUGAGCUCUUAGGGUGAAUUUGUUUCAUGUUUUCAAGCUUUAUUCUGUAACCAUGUGGGCUACAAACUUCUUUGAAGUGAGAGCUGAGAUUCUCAUGUAAUCUCUUGAUUCCAGCUAUUGAGGGUUUAAGGAAAACACUAAGCAUCGCCAGACUCAUGAUCAAAUAGUGCGAACUGGCAACACUGCCUUAAUAACAUACUACAGCUGUAAUACAUUAACAUGUAGUCUCUACAAGUAAAUAAAUUAUCACUUUAUGUUGCAUUUUAAAUUUCCUUAUGCGAAGUACCUCCUGUUUUUGUGUUAUCUGAAGGGGAAGAUAGAUGUACCCUAAAGAUAUUCUCCAUUCUGUUAAUUUAUAUAACUCUGUUGUAUUUAUUCCUACUCUCCUUGAAUGGAAGGCUUCUCAGCUCCUGUGCAACAAAUUAUCUUUGCUGUCCUUAGGAUUUUUUCUGUUGCAGCUAUAGUGUGUCUUUUUAAUGUGGUGACCAAAAAUAAAUGUGUUAUUCAAAGGACGUACUAUCUGGUUAUGAUGGUAUUAUAAUGCUUUCUGUAUUCCAUUAUCCAUUUUAGCAGAGCCUAACAUCUUAACAUUUUUUCCAUUGUUGCACCUCUUCAGUGAGCUGCCUUCAAUGAUUCUUAUAUAUUUUUCCCGUGGUAACAAUUCAAACUCUGUCACUAUGUAUGUGAAGUUCCCUCCAGUAUGCAUUACUGCCCUUGUCCAUACUGAAUUUUAUUUAACAUUGUGUGGCCCAAUUACUUAAGUGUGUUAGGUCCUUCUGAAAUUGAACACAUUCCUCUCUAGUCUUGACUAAUUUAAAUAAUUUCCUGUCAGCCACAAAUUUUACUGUCUCAACAUUUACACUCUUCUAGAUCAUCCAUAAAUAAACUGAACAUCACCAGUCCUGCUACUAACCCAUUUUCUCUGUGAAAUUUGUAAUAUGAAAUAAAAUGUGUUAAUAAGUAACAAAAGCAUGUAAAAAGAACCCAAUUCCGCAGCCCUUAGUGUUCAAUUGAGGUCAGUAGGGCUGCAGGAUUGUGCCCAAAUAUAUGUGGGAGUAGUUUUACUUUGGUUUUCAUUAUCACUGAUGUGAACACGUCUUUCUCAAUGGUGGACAGAAAAGGUUGUGUCUGGGGCUUGAGAACAUAUGCAUUGUCAUUAGUGAAGCAUCAGUAAAACACUUUUUUUUAAAAACUAAAGAGCCCUUUUAUAUGCAUGUGGGUUGUAAUACACUGCAGCAUGGUUUUCCCUGAAGUCCUAAAAGCUGGUAUCCCACCAUUUUUAAUUUUCUUCUCCAUGUAUUUUCUUUACCGAAAUCCUCCCUCCUCUCUAUUUUAGGUUACUAGCAAAAUAAAUCAGGUAAGCUGUAGUUUUAAAAUUUCCAAAUGUUUCAGACCUUUGUUGUUUACAUUAAUUCUAUUUAUAUCGUAGCUACUGCAGUUUCCUAAAAUCAUGGGGAGAAACCCAGUUAACGUGUGAAUUCAAACCAUAGUGAUGUAACAGAUAAAAUAUAAUUACUGUGUAUUUUCUACCAAGGCAUUUAUCAAAAGUAUGAAGCCAUGUUUCAUAACUGAUUUUAUAACAUGGUUCUUAAUAGUGUCUGAUGGAUGCUGGUACAGUGAUGGUUCCUCACUGUGCCACUAUCCAAUAUACUGACAUUCUGACUAGCAUAGAGAUCAUGCCUGUUUACUUCAUUCAAUCACAGCAAGUCACCCCUGGAAAGUACAGUCUUUUAGAAACACAUUUGUGCAUCUGUGAAUAAGCUGGUUUCUGAAUGGUUGAAAUUUUAUUUUUAACCUUUUCGGGACAUAAUGGUCAGUCACACAGCAAUGUGAGUGGCUGACACAAAUUUUUGAGUGGUAGAACUGAUUGUUAGUUAUUCAUAUUAUGUAUGUUUGUUCCAUUAAUUAAAAUAUAAAAUGUACCUCUUAACAGUCAUUGAACUGAUUCCAAUAAUACUAUGUACUAUUUGAUUAUUGUCUUUCCUUCUGACCUGUCACAAAAUAAGCUGUUUUGUCACAAUCUCCAGUGAGAUAUCUGAACUGUACAGUAUAUGCAAAUGAUAUAUUCCUGUAUAACAGAAGCAAAUUUGUAUGUAACAUUGAUAUUUAUUAUGCAAACCUUCUAAAAAUCAUCUAUCACAGGCAAGGUAAAUGACCAUCAAAGUAGCCAAUAGCUCACCAGAGCCAUGGCCUUAAAAUCAACAGGUUCCUAAGCAAAUGGUUUGUACCAUGCUCACAAAU